Messenger RNA from Didymodactylos carnosus, 1004 nucleotides. The record is from the annotation of a GenBank genome assembly. NCBI's taxonomy places the organism in Eukaryota, Metazoa, Rotifera, Eurotatoria, Philodinida, Philodinidae.
AUGGUUCAGAUUCAAGAACCUGCUUCAACUGUUAUCAAACUGGUCAUAUUUCACGAGACUGUGGCGAGCCAAAAAGUAAAAUAGCUAGAAGUAGUGUCCUGCAAGUGACGAGUUUCUGAUAACUUUUCAGUCCUGCACUUUUCCCCCUGCAACCUGUUCUGUUCUUUCUGUUAUAAGAAGACAGUGUGGUCAGUGCAAAGCGAAAGAGAGAGAUGAGAAAGCAAGAAAGACUAUGUUGGAUAUGGAUGGGACUAUACCGAUUAGAGUCCUACGAGCCAAACUUUUCUGUUGCCCCGAGCCCGAACAAAAACAUUUUUGUCCCGUCUCGUAAGCCCGUGAGCAAAUAUUGUUGUCCCGAACCCGUCUGUCCCGUGAAAAAAAUUUACGUUGAAAUAACUAUAAGUGUUACAAGAGACGCUUAAAGUCUUAAACUUAUUUUCGCAAAAUCCGCGUGAGAAAAUUUAAGCUUAACUUAUUUGAUUCUAAACUUAAAAGUUACUGUAUAAAAAAGAUGUUUUCACUCACUAUCUAAGAAUCGAAAGGAGAGAACUAUAAAUCGAGUUUUAGAUAUGAAAUAUCUUCUCAAGUCCGAGUCAUUUCGUAGCGGCUUCCGGUCAGUCAAGAUAUUCUUGCCAUUUUUUUCUACUUUCUUAUGUACACUGACUGCUUUGCAUACAUUCCCUCUUGUAUAAAUUUGGGUAUUUCUGAAUACUCUUUCUUGUGUUAUUUUAAUCGUUAUGUCAAAGUUGUUGUGUCAAAGACGCCUUCGUCAGACAAAGGUAGAAUAAUUUUGAAGAACAUAUAAUUAAUUAGAGUAUAUAUAUAUAUAUACCCCUGGAAAGCAAAAGCUGGAUUCAGUAUUUAAGCUCUUUUGAUACCAUAAAAGGAUGUUUUGAGAAUAGUGAACAUACCAUUAGAUAGCGCGUGAAAUUCUGUACAAAACUGUGUAUUUCGAUUUUAUCUUGACUUCAUAUAUUGAAAAAUAAAUCGAGUGAAAUGAAGAU